AUGAGGGAUUGUGAAGAAUUUGGUCCAGUUGAUGACCGUAGAAUAAUCUGUGAUUGUGGACAUCGUGCAAAUAAACAUUCAAUUAGACAAGAGCAAGAUUCUGAACCUGGUAUCAAGCGCCAAGUAGAAGCAUUGGGGAGUGCUACUGAAACUACAACUGAACGUGGUCAGAAAAUCAAGUUACCAAAAAAUGAGAUGGGCUUUCCAUUUAAGAUGUCAGCCCGCACAAUGAGGGGGAUUGUUGGAAAAUUUAGAAAUCCUCCUGAUGGUCCGGAUGAACAAAUCCAACGAUUUUUUAUUGACGAAUGUAAUCACAUACCAAACACCAAACUUAUAAUUGGGGAUGUUCAUUUGACACCUUUAUUGGGCACACGUAAACCUGACUUUGUAUUUCUUAGAAAGGAUGCAGUUACUGAUGCACUUAAUGUUGUUGCACUGGGUGAAAUUAGAAAAAGACAUGGUGACCAUCUUCGGUUAGCUGAUUACGGUCAUGCUGCUUCAUUUGCAGAAAAACUUCAACUACAACCUCGAAGAAGUUUUGCUUUUGUAUUUCUAACAGAUUGUAAAAUGAUUGUACUGAUUAAAGUAACAAAGUGUGCAAACAACAAGUUCCUUUAUAAUUUUACCGUACCAGAAUAUCUUGCAUACGAUGAAAAAAUUCCUUCGAAAGGAUGGAAACAAUUGAUCACAUUUUUAGAAAGUGAGCCUGAUAAAUUAGGCUGGAUGGAACCUAUUAUAUAUGUAAAUGAUAAGGCAAUAAUUCUUGAACGUUCACUUGCUACUGGCAGAACAAGUGUAGUAUAUCAUGGAAAAUUAGAAAGUGAUGAUGUUGCAGUAAAGAUAGCAAAGAAUGAUACUUAUAAAGAGUGUUUUGCUCGUGAAAUAGAUACUUUAUCUAGUUUAAACUUAUGUCAUAUACCACAAUUACGUGAAAGUAACUCUAAUAUAUUGGUUAUUUAUCCACUUUGUUCUGAGAUUUUAAAUCUUAAAAAAGAGGAUAUACAAUCAAUUAUUUCCACACUUAAAGAAGUACAUUUGCGUGGUUUUAUCCAUAGGGACAUUCGUAAAUACAAUCUUUUACGUGAUCAAAAUGAUAGAAUUAUUAUUAAUGAUUGGGGAUAUAGUGUAAAAAAUGGCGAUAAAGCAGAAUUUAGUGGGGCACUUGAAUGUAUGCCAGAUGAUGUAUUGACCUCGCUAGUAAAUGGAGAAGAAAUAACUUAUAAUCCUCGAAUUGAUCUGGUUUCAUUUAUUCGAUCUUUUUACUUGAUGCUUCACCAACCUCAACUAGAUAGGCUCAGUUUUAAUAAAGAUCCUAAUAUUGAACAGUAUGCUUCAGAAGUCCAUCAUUUCUGGACAUUCCAUGCAAAAUCGGAAAUUUGGAUUAAAAUUCAUCAACUUGCUGAUCGUUCAGAUUAUGAUGGUUUAAUUAAAAUGUUAGAACAAUUAUUUUAA
Messenger RNA from Entrophospora sp. SA101, 1452 nucleotides. The record is from the annotation of a GenBank genome assembly. Lineage: Eukaryota; Fungi; Glomeromycota; Glomeromycetes; Entrophosporales; Entrophosporaceae.